This is a messenger RNA of Coffea arabica (coffee), 1302 nucleotides long. RefSeq lists its product as uncharacterized. The record is from RefSeq and is a predicted model, not a curated record. NCBI's taxonomy places the organism in Eukaryota, Viridiplantae, Streptophyta, Magnoliopsida, Gentianales, Rubiaceae.
AUGCCCCGUUCUUCUCGCACAAGUGAACUGGUAUACGAUCCUGAGGUUGAGAAGGCAGCGCGUAGGCGAAGGCAAGAGACCAAGAGACGAAAAGAAGGGCGCUUAUUUUCUGCAAACGAGUCAAUAGAAGACGAAUUUAGCAUGGCCAACACCCAGACAUUAAGGGAGCUGGCUACCCCAGAGCUGACUCAUCAACCCUUGUGCAUCACGUUCCCAACUCUGGCUGAGAAUACCUCCUUCGAGCUGAAAUCGGGAUUGAUUCACCUCUUACCUUCGUUCCAUGGUCUUUCUGGUGAAGAACCCCACAAACAUGUCAAGGAGUUCGAAAUAGUUUGCUCUAGCAUGAAACCUCCUGGGGUCACUGAGGAGCAAAUAAGACUUAGAGAUUUCUCAUUCUCUCUCAAGGAUGCAGCGAAAGAUUGGCUAUACUACCUACCUGCAGGUAGUAUCAUCACGUGGGCACAAUUGAAAAAGAAAUUCCUGGAAAAAUUCUUCCCCACAUCCCGGGCUGCUAGUUUAAGAAAGGAAAUAUGCAGCAUCAAGCAGUACUCCGGAGAGUCAUUGUACGAUUAUUGGAAAAGGUUCAACAAGUUGUGCACUAGAUGCCCACAGCAUCAGAUUAGUGAACAACUGUUGAUCCAGUACUUCUAUGAGGGGCUCCAGUCAACUGACAGGAGUAUUAUUGACGCUGCGAGUGGAGGAGCCCUGGUGAACAAGACACCGAGGGAAGCGUGGGAGCUUAUUGAAACCAUGGUAGAGAACUCUCAGCAGUUCGGCUUCCGUGAGAGCAAUCCUACCUGUAGAGUCAAUGAGGUAGAGACGUCAUCCAUCCAGCAGCAACUGUCAGAGUUGACGUCUGCUGUUAGGCAAUUGGCCAUGAGAGACACACCGCGAGCAAAGGUGUGUGAAAUCUGUACUAGCAUGGACCACUGUACGGAUACGUGCCCCAUUCUGCAAGAGGGCGGGGCGGAACAGGUAAAUAUGGCCGGAGGCGUGCCCGCGCCCCGCAGGCAGUAUGACCCGUACUCCAACACAUACAACCCCGGUUGGAGAGACCAUCCCAAUCUCAGUUAUGGGAACAGGCAACAAAGUUCAUUCCCGAAUCGUCCACCAGGAUUCCACCAGCCUUGGCAAUCAAAAUCUCAACCCUCAUCCUCCAAUUCAGGAAGCUCCUUGGAGGACCUAGUCAAAAGCCUGGCCACGACUACUACUCAGCUUCAUCAGGAGAUCAGAUCCUUGACAGCAAAUACCGCGCAGCUCCAGCAGGACAUCAAAGCGGACAAGAAGGACCAAGAAGCUUGA